Molecule: messenger RNA, 1113 nt
Organism: Phytophthora infestans T30-4
Lineage: Eukaryota; Oomycota; Peronosporomycetes; Peronosporales; Peronosporaceae
Product: glycoside hydrolase, putative
Exons: 1
Coding region: 1-1113 (370 amino acids)
Biological process (GO): carbohydrate metabolic process
Source: RefSeq, a predicted model, not a curated record
AUGAUCGAGAGCGUGAUCAGCCGAAAGCAGGGCGUGCUCUCGUCGGGUGCAGUGACCAGCACGCUCGAGUCGGGUGUCCUCGCUCUCGCAAUCCAGUCGUGGCUCAAGGCUUACGGCACAGACGGCGACUCGGAGCGCGUCGCCAAUUUUACGGAAUACGCAGACUCGAUCGUGACGUCUAUUUCGCCUGCCUUCAAGAGCCCCGAAGCCGCUGCAAAAAUGCCCAUGGACCGGCUCACCAUCGGCCAGGCCCUGCUCCGUAUCAACGCAACUGAGGGCACCCUCACCGCAGCCGAUUCGGAGACUUUGUCGUUGCUCAACUCCUCGUUGACGUUGCAGAACCGCAACAAGUACAAUGGUUUCUGGUACUACGUUUACCCGAACUGGUCGUACCUCGAUGGCACUGUGUCGUUCCUGCCUUAUAUGGCUUCAGCACCGGGCUGGUCGUAUGAGGACAUGCUCCUGCAGAUUGAGCUGCUGUACCUGAACACCUACGACAAGUCCACCGGAUUGGUUGUACACGGCUACGACGCCUCCAAGACGGCGGUGUGGGCCAACAAGGUCACUGGUGCGAGUCCCUAUGUUUGGGGUAGAUCGCUGGGCUGGUACCUGGCCGGUCUUGUCAACGCGUGGGAGGAACUUGGAGACUGCCAUGGCAAAUCUAACGCCGAAUGUGUGCGUCUGACAGAUGCGAUCCAGCUCCAGGCCUCGCAACUGUGCAAGAGCAUCGCUACCUACGCCGACAAGGACACGGGUGUGUGGUGGCAGCUACCAACGUUCGGUGGCAAAAAGGGCAACUUUCUCGAGAGCUCUUCCACGAUGCUCUACACCUUUUCCAUUCUCAAGGGUCUGCGCCUCGGCCUUCUCAAAGACGAGGCCAGCAAGCUUGUCAGCACUGCGAUCAAGGCCUACAACUACACCGUCAAGAGUGGCGCUUUCCUCCUUGACUACCAUAACGGUACCCUGGGCUGGAACGGAACUGUGGCGGUCUGCAGCCUCAACUCGACGGCAACGUACGAGUACUAUGUCGGUAGGCCGAUCGUGCACAACCACGCACUUGGUGAGGGAGCAUUCAUUUUGGCGAGCUUGGAGAUGGAGCGUAUCACCAAUUAG